GGUGCGCGGCCCCGGAUGUUGGCUGCUUUUGCUGCCGCCGCCGCUCUCGGCGCUUCUUCGGGCCCUGGCGGCUCGCAACAGGGGCGGUUGGGACAUUUCGCGGGGGGCGGAGUUGCACGCAGCGGCCGGGGGCUCGGCCGGGCCGUCCCGGCCUGCGCAGCCUGAGAUUCUCUUUGUGGCCAGAUGGGUUUGUAUGGACAGGCUUGUCCAUCUGUAACUUCAUUAAGGAUGACAUCUGAACUGGAGAGCAGCCUAACAUCUAUGGACUGGUUACCACAGCUUACCAUGAGAGCAGCCAUCCAAAAAUCUGAUGCGACACAAAAUGCACAUGGAACAGGAAUUUCUAAGAAGAAUGCGCUCCUUGACCCAAAUACAACUCUGGACCAGGAAGAAGUUCAACAGCACAAAGAUGGGAAACCUCCAUACAGUUAUGCCAGCCUCAUUACAUUUGCUAUUAAUAGCUCACCCAAAAAGAAAAUGACUUUAAGUGAGAUUUACCAGUGGAUUUGUGAUAACUUCCCAUAUUAUAGAGAGGCUGGCAGUGGUUGGAAGAAUUCCAUACGACAUAAUCUGUCACUCAACAAAUGUUUCCUUAAAGUGCCUCGAUCCAAGGAUGACCCUGGAAAGGGAUCCUAUUGGGCAAUAGACACCAAUCCGAAGGAAGAUGCAUUGCCUACUCGCCCAAAGAAGAGGGCACGAUCUGUAGAAAGGGCCUCAACUCCAUAUAGCAUAGAUUCAGAUUCUUUGGGAAUGGAGUGUAUUAUUUCGGGAAGUGCCUCUCCAACUCUGGCAAUCAACACUGUGACUAACAAAGUAACAUUGUACAAUACCGAUCAGGAUGGUAGUGAUAGCCCACGCAGUAGCCUUAACAACAGUCUCUCAGACCAGAGUUUGGCAUCUGUUAAUUUGAACAGUGUUGGAAGUGUGCAUAGUUAUACACCGGUGACAAACCAUCCAGAACCAGUCUCUCAAUCAUUAACUCCCCAGCAGCAGCCACAGUACAACCUUCCAGAACGAGACAAGCAACUGCUUUUCUCAGAAUAUAAUUUUGAAGAUCUUAGUGCCUCAUUUCGGAGCCUUUAUAAGUCAGUUUUUGAGCAGUCACUUAGUCAACAAGGUUUGAUGAACAUCCCUUCUGAAUCUUCCCAGCAGUCCCAUACUUCAUGUUCCUACCAGCACUCUCCUAGCAGUACAGUGAGCUCACAUCCACACAGCAACCAAAGCAGCCUGUCCAACAGUCAUGGUAGUGGCCUCAGCACUACGGGCAAUAAUUCAGUCACACAAGUCUCUCUGUCUCAUGCUCAGUUGCACACACAGCCGUCCCCACAUACACCCCACCGACCACAUGGCUUACCACCACAUCCGCAGCGUCCUCAGCACCCAGCCCCACACCCACAGCAACACAGCCAGCUCCAAUCACCUCCCCCUCAGCACCCCUCUCCACAUCAACAUAUACAGCACCACCCAAACCAUCAGCAUCAGACGUUGACACACCAGGUACCCCCACCUCCGCAACAGGUAUCCUGUAAUUCUGGUGUUUCAAAUGAUUGGUAUGCCACACUUGAUAUGCUAAAAGAAAGCUGUAGAAUUGCCAGCAGUGUUAAUUGGUCAGAUGUAGAUCUUUCCCAGUUCCAAGGUCUGAUGGAGAGUAUGAGACAGGCAGAUCUCAAGAACUGGUCUUUAGAUCAGGUUCAGUUUGCUGAUCUCUGUUCUUCCCUUAAUCAGUUCUUUACACAAACUGGCCUUAUCCACUCACAGAGUAAUGUUCAGCAAAAUGUUUGUCAUGGUGCCAUGCAUCCAACAAAACCUUCCCAACACAUUGGAACAGGAAAUUUGUACAUAGACUCCAGGCAAAAUCUCCCUCCUUCAGUGAUGCCGCCCCCUGGUUAUCCUCAUAUCCCACAGGCACUUAGCACUCCAGGAACAACGAUGGCAGGCCAUCACGGAACCAUGAACCAGCAGCACAUGAUGCCUUCCCAAGCCUUCCAGAUGCGCCGCUCCCUGCCCCCAGAUGACAUCCAGGAUGACUUUGAUUGGGAUUCAAUUGUGUAGAGUGUGUUUCUGUAAAGCCUCGGACCCCACUGUCACUUUCUCUGCAGUAAAGAGAAAGGUUUAAGAGAAUCCAGUUGAGAAAACAAGGUUCCUGAUCACUUUACCAAUGUUAUCAAAAAUUCUUUUGAAGACAAUCAAAAAGGUUUUAGCUGGAUAACUUAACUGCUUUUAUCUGACCCAAACAAGUACUACAUGUUUGUCUCCCUGCCUACUGCCCUAUGUAGCUCCUAACUGUUGUGUGAUUUGGACGGCUUUUUGCAUAUUUGUGUAAGUUUGAUGUUAACCACAAGUGCCAGACUGAUUUUUUCAGACAGAGCCUAUUUUGCUGCAAGCAGUUUAUAGAUACAUAUGUGUAAAUAUAUGUACAAAAAUUACUGAAAGGCUUCAGUUUUUCUAAUUGGAUUAUUAUGUAUUGAAAGGAAAGUUACUGUCAGUUUUUAUUCCUUUUUAGGCUAUUUUCUGCAGGAUGCUUUUAACUAAGGUAGGAACUGAAAGGAAAUAUAUUUCUCCAAAGCCCAGUUUCCCUCAUUUAAUCUUUUGCCAGAAAUGUGGGUAAUAAAUAAAAAAGUCUAUUCAGUAAAUCAAGAAACCAAGAGCUUGAUGCUCUCCAAAUAAUCCAGAGGGGCAUGUUGUUCCUGAGCAGCAUAAAGAACUGACCAAAAUUGUUUUGAUGUGGGGGAGUAUAGAGUAUAUGUUGUACCUUGUUGAUGUCUAUUUCCUAAGUCUGAAUUAUAACAGCUCUGAAAUUUGUUUGAUUAGAAGAUAGGCAUUACUUGGGUCUAUAAACAAAUCAAUGCCUCUACAUUCGCUUAUGUAUUUAUUAUUCAAAAGUGUUAUUUUAAUAUUUAUUGCCACCUUUUGUGAAUGCUCGGCUUUUAUUGGGUUUGCUAAGGAAAAAUGUGUCUGAAAGCAUAGAGUUAUUUUUCUUGGUAAGAGUUUACAGACAAGACAAUCAGAGGGACAUUUUGUCAUUCUCUUUAUCAUCACUCCUUUUACCAGGUAAGUAUAUUUCUUUAUGUUAGCAUUCCUGCUGACCAAGACUUAAUAGCUAAAUUGGAUUUUUCUGGAAUUUGAAUCAGAGUCCAUUUGGGCGAGAGAACAGCAAGGCAGGGUUUAUAAAGCAAGUUUUCCCACUCAUUUUCUUUCUGUUUAGGAAGCACUGAAAAAGAGGUAUGGCUACAAAUAGAAUUUAUUUGCCUCAGUCUUUAAUGUAGUUAUUAAGUGGCCUGCUGUUGCUGUGUCCUGUCUGUGUGCACCUGAAAUUUGGUCACUGUCUUUGAAAGGAAGCUCUUCGUGUAGGGGUUUUUAAUUGUUUUGUCUUAUCACAGUUCCUUUGCAUGUAUUGAUUGUCUGAGUUUUAUAAUGCAGCUAGAAGAAACAAGAUUUUUUUCCCCUAAUGAAUAGGUUUUGAAUGGAUUUUUUUUUGAAUUUUUUUAUUUUUUGAAUUGAUUCUUUAGAGCAACAACAGAAACAAAAAAUCUUUUCAAUUUUAAUGAGGAAAGGGGUCUCAUCAAAUUGAGGAAUAGUUGCUCACUGGUUGCUUUUUUAGCAUUUCUGAUUUCUUUCAGACAUGUUAAAUCACUUUAAUUAGCCUUAGUGAUUUCUUUGGUUGAGUAAUCUCUACUUGAAAUAAACAUUUUUGUUUCCCUGUGUAUGUAUGUUUGAGAAAGGGAGAGAGUGUUUGUGAACAUGUAUAUGUUUUUUUAAUGGAGUGUUGCCUUCGAUGAAUAACUGGGACACCAGCCAUGCUAAGGGCUUGUGAGGUGGAAGAAAAAGGAAGAGCUUUGUGUUUCUCUAUUGUUUGGGCCCUGCUUGGCAUGAAAAAGGAAGCUCAGUUCCAGUCCCUUGGAUCAGUGAAAAUCAGAGGAUUCUGGAAAGGUAGCCAACAGGCUCCUCUUAGAAGGAUCAAGGCAGGAAGAGAUUGCAGCCUGCAGAGUAAAAGCUUGAAAAAGGCGGAUGAUUUUCAAUAGUCUACUUGAGUCACUGUUUUCUAGACACCAAAAUAGCUGUUUUAAAACUGAAUUGCUUGGAUAGCAAUGUGCACUUUAAAUAAUUUGGGUAUUGGAAUGCAGCCUCUUAAACUGAAUGAUUUAGGUAGAACCACUGACCAUGAUUUUAUAAAUUAUGUGAAGCUGAUAUCUCAUUCGGCAGUCAUUUAUUGAUUUUCAAUGGUCAGUACUUUUAUGAGUAUUUAAACUUACCAAGAAUGUUCCUGGAGGCAAAGUCUGCACCCACACCUGCCCCACUCUCCUGUGAUCCAGGCAGCCCAGGAGCCCAGGACAGGCCUUUGCCGUGGACCAUGGCCAGAUGGGGUUACCUGGUGAGGUGCAGAGUCCCUCUAGUGGCCAUUUCUCUUGGUAAUUGCUAAUGGAGGGUACCUUCUGUCUUGGGCUUAAAUUAGACUUUUGGGGAAAACAAUAAUGCCUAUAAUCAGACAUGGACACUCUGUCCAGGAGAAUAAUCCGACUGGCAUUUGUGGCAGUUUUUGAAAUGUAAAUGUAUUCAUGUAUGUUCUUGUAAAUAUGUGUCUCUCAAAUGUCCUUUGAAGUGGGAGGGAAUCAAUCUGGGGAUAAUUUCAAAUGGAAUAGAGUAUUUUGAUAUUGUGCAUUCAGAGGGUGAUGUGUACAUACCUAUAUUGUAUAUAUGUGAUGAAAAUGCAUUGGCUUUUUGUGCAAACACAACCUGCUUUCUGUACUGAUGUUGGACAGUGUUUUAAUGUUUCUACAGUUUUGCUAUUGCACGAUUUCAUAUUCUGCCUCUAUGAUGAAUGGCACCCAUUCUUUGUAACUGUUUAGUGCUGUAAAGAAAUAUUCCAAGUGUCAUUAGGAUUGUCGCUGCCAGAACUGAUAUGCAUGAAUGGCACUUAAAAUAAAUAUAUUAUGUUAACUCUAUUUACAACA
Heterocephalus glaber (naked mole-rat) is the source of this 4952-nucleotide messenger RNA. RefSeq names its product forkhead box J3 (gene Foxj3). The record is from RefSeq and is a predicted model, not a curated record. Gene Ontology annotation, cellular component: nucleus. Gene Ontology annotation, biological process: regulation of transcription by RNA polymerase II. NCBI's taxonomy places the organism in Eukaryota, Metazoa, Chordata, Mammalia, Rodentia, Bathyergidae. Gene Ontology annotation, molecular function: DNA-binding transcription factor activity, RNA polymerase II-specific; RNA polymerase II cis-regulatory region sequence-specific DNA binding.